Molecule: messenger RNA, 1244 nt
Organism: Panicum hallii
Lineage: Eukaryota; Viridiplantae; Streptophyta; Magnoliopsida; Poales; Poaceae
Product: homeobox-leucine zipper protein HOX22-like
Exons: 2
Coding region: 104-865 (253 amino acids)
Biological process (GO): positive regulation of DNA-templated transcription
Cellular component (GO): nucleus
Molecular function (GO): sequence-specific DNA binding; DNA-binding transcription factor activity, RNA polymerase II-specific
Source: RefSeq, a predicted model, not a curated record
GAUGGCCGGGAGCCCGGAGGAGAGCCCUGGCUGGGUGAUCGGAGAAGAACGGCGGCUUUGCUAGCUAGGAUCGUUCGAUCGAUUGGUCGGUCGGUCCGUCGAAAUGGACAGGCCAGAUCGCCACCAGUUCUUCAUGCCGGUGCAGCAGCCGCAGCUGCCGCCGCCGCCGCACCACCACCACCAGCAGCUGUGCGCGCCGAUGAUGGACGAGCAGGCGUCGUUCUUGGCGGGGAGGGGCGGCGGAGGUGGAGCGGCGGGGAGGGGGGAGAGGAAGCGGCGGUUCACGGAGGAGCAGAUACGGUCGCUGGAGUCCAUGUUCCACGCGCACCACGCCAAGCUGGAGCCCCGGGAGAAGGCGGAGCUGGCGCGGGAGCUGGGCCUGCAGCCGCGGCAGGUGGCCAUCUGGUUCCAAAACAAGCGCGCCCGGUGGCGCUCCAAGCAGCUCGAGCAGGACUACGCCGCGCUCCGCGACAAGUUCGAUGCCCUCCACGCCCGCGUCGAGUUCCUCAAGCAGGAGAAGCACGCCCUCACCGCACAGUUGCAAGAGCUAAGCGAGAGGCUGAGGAAGCGGGAGGACCACCGGGCCGCCAGUGGCGGCGUCGCGGCGACAGCUAGCAGCAGCUGCAACGGCGGCGGCGAGGAGGCGGAGGACGACAAGAGGAACGUCGUCCUCCGGUGCGUCGACAUGGAGCCGCCCGAGAGUUGCGUGCUCGGCGGGGCGUGCGCGACGCCGGCGGACGUCUCGGUGGAGUCCGAGUGCGACGACCACCGCCUCGGCUACGACGACGGGUUCCCGGAGUCCUUCUGCGCCACGCCGGAGCUGUGGGAGCCCUGGCCGCUCGUGGAGUGGAAUGCGGUCGCCUGAGACACGGUGGAAGCUAGUACAUAGGCUUGCGUGUGUAAGAUACGCCGUGCAUGGUGCCAUGGCGCUCUCAAAUGGAACCGGAGGAGAACGGGGACGGGCUGUGCCAAUGACGGGUGGGCCCCGGCGUCAGACCGGGGAUGAGAAGACGUACGUUCAAGCGAUGGAACCUUGGAGACGAUCAACCAGUGGGAUUAGUGUUUUCAAUCUGCAAAGGUUAAUGGUAUUCAUUAGAGACGCAGAUGCUCAUUGGUAGGUCGACUGCUAGAGUUGCACACUAGCAUGCAGCUUUGUUGUUUCCUUUGGAAAUCAAAGUUAGAUAAUAUAAUCGAAGCAUAUAUGUUCGCUUGAUAAAAAUAUAUAUUAUUCGCGUGUACGUAUA